Molecule: messenger RNA, 1671 nt
Organism: Paramuricea clavata
Lineage: Eukaryota; Metazoa; Cnidaria; Anthozoa; Malacalcyonacea; Plexauridae
Source: the annotation of a GenBank genome assembly
AUGUUGGCAAUCGCAGAGACAAACCGGCAGCUAUCAGCAAGUUUGGCUCGUCAAAAUCUUCCAAAGUGCCAUCCCGACGUGUUUAGUGGUGAUUUUGCAAUGUUUCACGUUUGGAAGAAGGCAUUCCAGGCUAUGAUUUACGAUGCCGAAAUCUCACCAGAACAGGAGAUAAACUACUUACACAAAUAUACAUCUGAAGAACCCCAGAAACUUAUCGACAAUUAUCGUAAGAGAAUAGACGAUAACCAAUUUAAAGUUAUUAAAGAGCUGUGGAGCGAGAUGGAGAGACGCUUUGGAAACGUAGCUGCAAUCACGAACGCCCUCCUUCAACGCCUCAAGGAUGCCUCACGGUUCGGUGAGAAAGAUGUGAAGAAACUUCAGGAAUUCUCAGAUCUCUGCGAUAACGUGAGCGACCAGAUGAAGCAACUCCCUGGCCUCAAAUGUCUUAACUACCCGAAUGUCAUUCGCCUGUUGGUCAUGAAACUGCCAGGUCAUUUACAGCGAAAAUGGGAUGAGCAAGUCAUGGAAUUUGCCUCUACGAACUACGACCUAUAUCCUGACUUCGAAGUGUUCGCUAGAGAAGUUCGAAAGUAUGCGCGACUAAAAAACCACCCGAACGUUACAGUAUAUGAGAAUGUGAGAACAGACAUCCCUCGAUCGGGAAGAAAAGAUCGAUACAAAGACGAAGAUCACAGAAUUUUAAAAGGGAAUACCGAAAGCCCAAGUCCUAGCAGCGAAGAAAAACAUUGUCAGUUCCACGAUCGUCAAGGACACGACAUCUUAGAGUGCAAAGCUUUGGUAAGGAAGACUUUACAACAAAGAUCGGAUUGGACGAAAAAGUCGGGUCUUUGUUUUCGAUGCUUCGCUAAAGGUCAUAUUGCAAAGAACUGUAAAGUACCGGUAAAAUGCCAGAAAUGUGACAGUGCACGACACUUGACACUGUUUCACUUUGAACAACAGAAGAAACCUGGAAGGGAAGACCAGAAAGAAGAAGUAACAUCGUCUUGUACCGAACUAUGUUCAGGAACACAAGGACUUUCGUGUUGCAAGAUUGUCCUAUUAGACGUUUUCCUCGAACGAGAACCAGAUAAAGUGCAUCAAGUUUAUGCUAUCAUAGACGAACAAAGCAACGCUUCUAUGAUAACCCCAAAGUUAGCAGAUAAGCUUGGCUGUACCGGCCCAAGAGAGAAAUACCUCCUGUCUACGUGUGGUGCAUCUAAAGUGACCAAGUUCGGGCGAAGAAUUCAAGGUCUGUCUAUGCAAUCCAUGAAAGGCGAUACGAUUCAACUCCCGAAGCUGAUCGACAAGCGAGAAAUCCGAGAAAUCCCCACUCCAGAACUAGUUAGAAAAUUCCCUCACCUACAAGAGGUAGCAAGGGAAAUUCCUCUUCUGGAUCCCAAAGCCCAAAUAUACCUGCUAAUCAGCCGUGAUGCACCUGAAAUCCUCAGAGUACGAGCGUUCAAGAAUGGUCCCAAAGGCGCACCAUGGGCUCACAAGUUACUCGUGGGAUGGACGGUUUCUGGUCAGAUCUGCAUCGAUUGUUUGGGAGGCCCAGUUCAUCUUCAAACGUGUCGAACAGUUUGUUUCAACGAAGACGAAAGGAUACCUACCCGUACUGUUUCCCUUAAACCUCUUCUCAACGACGUCAUGCCUUGUUCAAAUCAUUUGUAG